UGCAGUUGCGCGGCGUGGGAAGGUAAGUGCCCACCGAUUUCCCCUUUGCCCUUCAUGUGAGGCAAUGGGCAGCCCCGAAGACGACUUGAUUGGGAUCCCUUUCCCGGAGCACAGCAGCGAGCUCUUGGGACGCCUGAACGACCAACGCCGGCUGGGGGUCCUGUGCGACGUGACCCUGCGGACUCAGGGUUCAGAAUACCGGACCCACCGAGCCGUGCUGGCCGCAUCCAGCCGUUACUUCCAACGGCUCUUUGCAGGGCCGGGCAUGGGGGUGUGCGAGCUGGAUUUCGUGGGCGCCGAGGCCCUGGGGGCCCUCCUGGACUUCGCCUAUACCGCCACGUUGACCAUCAGCGCAGGCAACCUCGGCGAGGUGUUGCGCGCCGCGCUCCUCCUCGAGAUUCCUUGCAUCAUCAGGGCCUGCACGGAGAUCUUACAAGGCCACGGUCUGGAAGCCCCCGUCCCCGACGACGCUGCCCGGGAACGUGCCCGCCGGUAUCUGGAGGCCUUUGCCACCCUGCCCAACGUGGAAGGGGACCUGGCCGAGCCCCCAGCCCGUCCAGCACCCCGCCGCAGCAAGAAAACCCGCAAGUUUCUGCAAACCAAAGGCUCCCGCCUCAACAAUCAUGUUGUGGAGCAAUCUCCUUCGCCGACCCCUUCCUCAACGGGGACACAGGAGCGCCCCAGUCCCCCCAGCCAGGCCUCUCCUGCACCAGCCUUUGCCCUCCCCAGAGAGGAUGAGGAAGAGGUGCUCCAACCCUCUCAUACAUAUCCUUACCUGUACGCCCGGGGCCUCUCGCCUGAGGAUCCAGGUUCAGAGGAAGAACCAAUUGACCCCAACAUCAUGAACUGCAUGCGCGCGUUGAACCCGGACGGGCUGACUCCGGGUCUCGACGCUCCCGACAAGCUGGUGCGCAAGCGCCGUUCUCAGAUGCCGCAGGAGUGUCCUGUCUGCCACAAGGUUAUCCACGGUGCCGGGAAGUUACCCCGCCACAUGCGCACCCACACUGGGGAGAAGCCGUUCGCCUGCGAGGUGUGUGGAGUCCGCUUUACUCGGAAUGACAAGUUGAAGAUCCACAUGCGGAAACACACGGGCGAGCGCCCCUACUCCUGCCCGCACUGCCCGGCUCGCUUCCUGCACAGCUACGACCUGAAGAACCAUCUCCACCUGCACACGGGCGCCCGACCUUACGAGUGCUGCCUUUGCCACAAGGCCUUUGCCAAGGACGACCACCUGCAGCGCCACCUCAAGGGCCAGAACUGCCUGGAAGUGCGGACGAGGCGCCGACGCCGCGGUGCCGACCACGAAUCCGAGCCCUUGCCGGCCGCGGGGACGCCCCCGCCCUCCUCUGACCUCGAGCUGACCAACGGGCAAAUCGAGGGGCUCCUCUCCCUCGCCCGCUACUGGGAUCAGGACCGUGCCCAUCGGGGGCCCUCUCCUGUUCCCAAAGAAGAGGAGGAAGACGAGGAGGAAGAGGAGGACGAAGAAGGCGUCGUCGAGAAGAUGCAAACCGACGGGCCGGCGGCAAUGGAAAUGGCAUAAGGCCCGGGCCUAGGCCUCGACCCUGCCUUGCUUGGACUGUUGCCAUGGCGACUCUGUAGGGACUCUGCCAUUGACUGGAUGCACU
Messenger RNA from Euleptes europaea (tarantolino), 1625 nucleotides. RefSeq names its product zinc finger and BTB domain containing 7B (gene ZBTB7B). Lineage: Eukaryota; Metazoa; Chordata; Lepidosauria; Squamata; Sphaerodactylidae. Gene Ontology annotation, biological process: positive regulation of gene expression; regulation of transcription by RNA polymerase II. The record is from RefSeq and is a predicted model, not a curated record. Gene Ontology annotation, molecular function: RNA polymerase II cis-regulatory region sequence-specific DNA binding; protein binding; DNA-binding transcription factor activity, RNA polymerase II-specific. The coding region runs from base 65 to 1540 and encodes 491 amino acids. The transcript is spliced from 3 exons.